Messenger RNA from Odontomachus brunneus, 14433 nucleotides. RefSeq names its product baculoviral IAP repeat-containing protein 6 (gene Bruce). The transcript is spliced from 51 exons. The record is from RefSeq and is a predicted model, not a curated record. Gene Ontology annotation, molecular function: ubiquitin conjugating enzyme activity; cysteine-type endopeptidase inhibitor activity. Gene Ontology annotation, cellular component: nucleus. The coding region runs from base 1 to 14394 and encodes 4797 amino acids. Gene Ontology annotation, biological process: apoptotic process; regulation of cytokinesis; negative regulation of apoptotic process. Lineage: Eukaryota; Metazoa; Arthropoda; Insecta; Hymenoptera; Formicidae.
AUGAGCAAAAUGGCUGAUGAUGACCCGUGGCUACUGAAGGAAGACGGUUGCUUAAACGUGGAUACUGAGUGCAAAAGUAUUAUCUAUCACGCAAAUUUAAAUGUUCUACUCAUCACCACUGGCAGUACACAAGUAUACGUAUUCGAUGUCAAUUCCGGCGUAAUCCUGCAAAGAAGUACUUUGUCCGGCAAAUCAAAUGGAAAACUGCAAGGACUAUAUCUACCAAAUGGAAUAGACAAAGUGCUGUAUACAGAUGGACGGGGGAUUGGUAUACGCAGUGAUUAUAAUGGAGUUCUUUUGUUAGAUACUAUUUUGCAAACUCCAGUGUCUAAGAGUGAUGAUGUUGUAAAGUUGGAACUACUUUUGUCGGAAGCUGCGUUAUUACUGCAAUGUCUUCAGUGUGUAGAAUUGCCAGGAGUAGAGCAUUUAUUGGAGGUAUUGCAAGAACUUUCGAGUAAAAUUGUUGCUGCACAGACGAAUCAGAAGAAAGGUAUUAAAGCUCAAAAAUGGAAUACGAUUUGUUUGGAAUUGCCGCAUGGAUCUUUGAAGCUCGUAUGCUCCAGCUUAGUGAUGGAAUUAAAGAGGCAAAAUCGGCAUAUACCAGCAUUGCCAAUUGCCUCUGCGAUUAAUGAACGACUGAAUGGCCUACUACCUGGCCUUGCGUUAGAAGGUGGUCCCGCUGAUAGAGCGCUAAUGUUUAGCGAAGCGGCACGUCGUGAUACUUUUCCAAAAUGGCCACAUAUGAAUUACAAAUGGGCUUUACCUGACCAAAUGGCGCAGGCUGGUUUUUAUCACGAGCCAAAUGCUACUGGUGACGACAGAGCGAUGUGUUUCACUUGUAACGUUUGCCUCGUGUGUUGGGAGCCCACGGACGAACCGUGGUCGGAACAUGAGAGGCACUCGCCAGCGUGUCCGUUCGUUAAGGGUGAAUAUACGCAGAAUGUUCCACUGUCCGUUACCCUUGCGACUGCCCCCGCUCGCGAAGUGGGCGAUACGGUGGACAUCAUAGGUACUACAAAUGUCACGGGCCUUGCGGCUACAGCCUCUUCCAACGGUUUUAUAAAUAUCUGGAAUAUAACGAAUCAGUUGAAGAGAGAAGUAUCAUUUUAUAUAUCUCUCUCAGAUCAAGAGGUGAACAAUAAAGAAUCGAUACAGUUCUGCGCUACGAGAAAUAUGACUACUUCAUAUUUAACGAAUCUAAGCUCGGACACUGCUCCGCUCUCGGAAUACAAAUCUUCGUCCUUUUAUAAAGUACAGAUUACGGCUCUCUCGGUAGUAGGAUCUCCGAUAUCCCCGAAGGAGGAAGUGAAAAGCACCACUAGUUCCACAACGUCGUCUAUAAGUACCGAGGCGUCGGACUAUAAAAUACGACCGUGCUUAGUGUGCGGAGUUACAGUGACAGUUAAUAAUCCUUCGCAAUUAAGGACCUUAGAGAAUGUGUGGGCCACAUCGACCGAUCUGGCGAGUUCAUCUUCGCUUGUUCGCGCGAUGAACAGUGUAAAUAGUGCCGCUAGUGAUACUCUAGACAUAAUGAAGGUAGCUGGUGAUAGGUGCAUACCAUCAAGAUUGCAUUACUUAGUAUUGUACGACUUUCAUCAUAAAACCGCGACGGCACAACCCAUCAAGGAAGACAACUCGAAAGAGUCCAAGACGAAGAAGACUCUAUCUGGUACGGGAACCAGCGCCAGUUCGAACGGAGGUCGCCAAGAAAGUUUGUAUCAGGAGCUCUUCCUGGGUAAAUUUUUAUAUGAAGUGCCAGUUAUCGAAGACGUAGACUCGGAAAUGGUAGUCGGCCCGCAUUACGACGGUAUCUUUCCAACCAUCGAUUUAACUGCCUCGUCUUCUAACGGCAUUUACUCCACUCCCAUUGGCAUUACCGCGCCGACUACAUCGACCCCCUACGAUUCCAAUUUUAACCCUAUUAACAGUUCGGCUCAUUUCGCAUCGACAUCCAACUUGACAACGAUGAACAAGAAGAGCUUAGACCUUAUGAAGAUAACCAAGGCUGAGCCAGUGGUAAUCAAGACUCUAGCUAUAAAUGCCCCGGAUUCCCUUCGUAUUAUGUAUAUAUCUCCGACUAAGGAUGGAAGGCACUUGUAUGUCGCGAUGUGUCCCUCGAUAGAUAACGCUUCUGCCGAGCUUUCCUCGUUAAACACCAAUCAGAUGGAUGUUGACGACGAGAGCGACUUCUUUCCACAAAAGAGUUACAUGUACUGGGACCAUAGCGACACCCAAUCCGGCAAACUGAUAAACGACGAGACGCGCAGUAACGAGAGCAACACAAAUGUUGUAUUGCUCUUAUACGCCUUGGACUUCUCGGGUCCGGUAGUACAAGUGAUGUCAGAGCCGUUGGUGAAGCGAGAACUGCCUUUGGAACAGGCGCCAAUCGAACACGAACUCCUUCCACUGCAGGAGAAGCAAAAGAGGACGUCGUCCUCUCUUAGUCCUGGCAUUAAUCCGACUAGCAAUUCGGUCGCUCAGGAAUCUGUCGUUGGACAAGUCGCCCUGGUGUGUAAGGACGGCGUAGUCAGAUUGUUAAACCUAAGCACGUUGAAAAUCGUAACCGAAGCUAGGUUAGAAGGAAAGAAAUUUAUCUCCGCGACUUAUUGCAACAGUUUGGAAAGACUGUGCGUAUGCACGAGCGACGGAACUCUGCACUUCUUUGUCACAGCGGAGGAGGAAGACUCCACGGAGGAGAAGGAGGACGUUGAAGACGUGAUUAUGGUUGACAAAGAGGGUUGCGCCAACGAAAAUAUGGCUCCUAAUACGUCAACAUCGACUUGCCAUGAUCAAUUAUUGGCACACAAGACUAAUUUCUCUUACACGGACUUGCGACUCUUGUAUGAACUUACAAGAUUCGAUCGACAUUCGCCUGCAUAUAGCGCGACAGUUCCUCCAUGUUGGAGCGAAAUGAUGCAGGCCCAAAGACAAAGGCGUCAUCCGCAGCACCUUCAUCAAUCGGAAGAUCAACAUCAUACGAGAACUUGGCGGCUACAGAAUGAUACGACUACGUGGGAUGAGCACGUGUUUGAACUAACAUUACCUCGAAGCGCAUCUGGAAGUAUAGGACAUGUUGAUGUUCGAUUUACCUUGCAUUCAUUUUGUCAAGAAUUACCGACUAUCCAAAUAACUUUGUUGAAGCAAAAUAUAAAGAGAAUCGGCCAUCAGAAAGCGUCAUCCACUCCAGUAGAUGAAAGAAUAGAUUUUAACUUAGGAAGCGAUCAAAGGAACGAAAAUCCAGUCAUCACGGAGGAAUAUCAGCGUCAGCAUAACACUGAAAUCCUGUGUGGUCCUAUCGACUUGCACCGUUGCAUGGAUCUAUCAUGUCGCUCGGGAUGUGUUACGUUAACAAGCCCGAAAUUAUUUCGCUCAAAAGUUAGAACGUUGCUCGUUCAUAUUAAAGCCUUAGUAGAUCAGACCAAAGAUGGUGCAUCUGCGAAGGCGAAAGUGAAUCCAUUUGAGACCAAACCACCUACUUGUAAAAAGCUAAGGAUAUUUGAAGUACGUCCACUCGUACCCAAUAGCACUGGGGAACGACUUGACGAAAGUGGGAACAGCAAAAAAUUAGGAUGUUAUGUUGGAUGUAACUGGAUUCACGAAAUCUCGAUUACGGUAAGGUCGGUACGUCCUACCGAUAUAUCGAACGAAAGACUACAAAGAUGCGCGAUGUUGGAAUCUAAAACCUUUUUCGAUAAUCUUCUGAAUGUUGCGUGCUUACAAGGAUCUCUUGAUUCACCUGUUGUACAAUCUAUCGCUCUCGACAUUCUAGUAUGGGCAGCCUCAAUAAGGUUAACGAGAUUACGUAGCGUGCAGAAUAGUGCUGAGAUGAAAGCUCUUCAAUUAGAAACGAUACGUUCUGUGCAAGGACGAUUGUCCAGUUUGUUACGAUCGUGCCUCUUGCACGCAGGUAGAAGUAUAGCGCAUAAGUGUGUCAAAUUAAUUGUUCUUUGCAGUGGGGGAUUUUAUAAUAUAGAUGAUCCACCAGGUCAAACUUUCGAUGAGGCUAUACUUUCUGUACUAGUAAACUUAUUGCCAUCGAUCAUAGAUGUUCAGUGGGCUGGUUCACUAAGAUGGCUGCAGUUACUCAUAACUAGAUUUUUACCCUUGGAUAGAAAUCACAGCAUCGCUCAGAAAUGUGUCUCUUUGGUACAACAGAUAGCUACCGAGUUAUCCAAUAGAGUAAAUCCUUACCAUUUGCUGCUCGCGACAAGAUUUGGUUUAUAUAACACGCCCUUCGAAACGGAACUAUUCGACUUAGAACCACCGAUACUACCGAAAUUUAGUUCAACGCCAGUUACAUACGCAACGGUUGUAACCGACGAACAAACAGGCCCAUCUAUGACUUCGUCGAGUUCCGCGCAUUUGCCCAAAUUUGCUCAUUGUGCGCAUUCCAUCGAUUUGCGGGACCUGCUCACACUGCCUACGCAUCCCGCUAGUGAAUUUGUAGUGCCCAGUAAAUUGAAGGCACUAUGUACUAACCACAAUAUGAAAGGUCUUCUUGAGGUUGAACCCCUUCAUUUUACUUGCCAUGCUGCCUCCGAUGGUACGAAGAUGGAAAAUAUUGGUCCCGGUAUGAGUACAAUUAAUAUUGGACCCACUCUCUAUGAUAACACUGCGACAAACAACAGUGGCGCGUCUGAUGUCAAAAUGGUACAUUAUACUUACAACUUGGAUGCUGGAUCGCUAGGACCAGAUGUUCAGACUAAAUCGUCAGCUACAUUAAGCGAUCUGCUUAGUAUGUAUACAGGAAGAGUGCUAAAGAAGCCAUCUUCACAACUAUUGCUCACACCUGAUGAACAAUCAGACUAUGACGAAGCUAAUGACACGUCUGUCGAUAACCAGACUUGGCAUAACACACAAAACAAUAUGCCUAGUUCACAUAUAUUAAGUUCCAUUAUAACAAAAGAAAAAUCAUCAGUACAAAAUCUCGAUACUGCUAUAAAGAAAGUUGAGGAAGGCAAUCUUAAAAAGCGAGAAGAUAUCACAUUCCCAUGGGGAAGAUUGCUAUGUUGGCCACCUCAGCAAGCAUUGGUUGUGGAAAGAAUGCAUUCAGGAGCACGACGAUUCGUCAUUCUAGACUUUGGGUCACCUGUAUUGCUGACGGACCUGAUGAUUCCUUCAUGUAGUGAUUUGGUGUCGCUUUCGAUAGAUAUAUGGACUAAGAGCGAAGAAACGGACGGUACUCGACUUAUCGUUGCUGGCGAUAUUGGGAGUAAACCUCUGAUUGUCUGUGAUCUUCAGCCACCACCAGUGUGCAGAUAUCUUAAGAUCACUACAAUAGGACGUUACGGAAUGUCCACGACUACAUGUAAAAUACCGUUGGGGAUGUUUUACGGGCACAUGGUGGUCUUGCCUGGAGAGAACUACUCAGAGCUUAGUGAUUCUUUGUCGUUCGACGACAAUAUUUUUGAUCCCUCUUUACAAGCUACCAUUGAUACACAAUGUAACAUACUAUCCGCUUUGGCAGAGGAUGUUCAAUGCAGAUUCAGUUUAGCCAAUGAAAGAUUAAAAGCUUUAUUGGACCCAUUGCUGUGUUCAGAAACUCCUAAUGUCAUGCAUAUGCAACAUUAUCUUUGCUGUAACAAAAUAUUUCACGAAAAUAAUGAGCGCCCAUCGCCAAAAAUAUUACAAACAUAUCAGGAAUGUAUCAUGUUCCAACAUCAAUUAAAUAUCGUACGAGGAGUCUGGCGACGUCUGGAAUCGUGGAGAGGUUUGCAAAAUGUAUCGACUACGUCUUUCGCGAAUGCACCCAGUGAUAAGUUACGAGUCCUUGGAGAAACUUUGCUUGAUAUCCUGUUAUAUACUGUAUACGAAAUUGGUCCAGUGGCUAAUGUACCUAUGUCGCUGUAUGAAGUGUUUACUCCGACGAUUUGUGAAAAAUUUUUUCAUUCAAUAUGUGUUGUAACGCCAGCACCGCGUUUGCAACUUCACGCUGCUGCGCUUUUGGCUGGCAUGGCAGGUCAUCAACCAUGGUGGGGCAAUUUCUUGUCGAAUACUUUGAUAAAUCUUUACUCAUCAUCAUCUACUCAUGUUUUCCCACAAGAUAGAGUGUUUAUUUUAUUAACAUUCCUUGGACGAAAAUCGUUAAUGGCCGGAGCAAACAAAUCCUCAGUUAUUGAUGCCAUGGUUCGUACAUUGGGAAAAUUGCUAUCUCCUCUUACGAGUGGGCAAUCUACUAACUCCCACCGACUGGACGUCAUUCUGAUAGGCUGGGUAUUAUUGUUUCUAUCGGUAUGCUUAGAUACCACCACUAUUCAACCUCCCUGUAUGGAGGACAAUCAAGAGAAAAACAAAGAGCAAGGUUUGUUGUCUCGUUGGGAAUUCAUUCAAGGAGAAUCAGCUAUGCAGAGGAAAUACGUCAAUGCCAGUCGAUCAUCAGCUUCACGUAGCUACCGGAAAAGAUUGCAAAAGCGUCUAUUGCAUCAUAAACAACAGCUUCAUGAAUUAGAGCAAGCUAAGAAAUCUUUCCAAACGACGUCUCAGGGGUGGGCCACUCUCUCUUCUCAGGCAGCUACGUUGUACAGUAAAGUGGAAGCGACCAUAAAGUCUCAAGAACGUUACUUCAAAAAGACGUUGAAGCAGCAUUCUGCUAAGCAUUAUAAGGACAUUCUCGGCAUUCGGAGGAACGAGACGCAACAUCUUUCACGGAGUCCACGCGCUUCAGCAGCAUCUAGCAGCAAGUCAGACGUUGUAGAUUUAGAAGUCGAAUAUGUGACUAACUUGUCUCAUCAGUACGUUUUACCAGUGGCACGUGGUCUCGUCGCACUAAUUCUACACAAUACCACUAAUGUGGAUAUGUUUCUGUUAGCAUGCAAGGUAGUCGCUAGGCUAGUGGUAUCAACACGUCCUGCAAUUAGCUUAUGCGAGCUUAUGACCGAAGAACAACUCUUAAAAUUAGUCAGAUUGGCGACAGGUACGUCCGACGCUACAUGGUCGUCGCAUGCCGUUUCAUGUCUUCUAUUGGAUCUACUAGAAGGAGGACGAUUAUUUCCUAGAACGUGUCCCAUGCACGAAGGUAGUCCGACGGAAGAGAGUUUUGAAAUGGGUACAGAUGAAAGUCAUACGACUGAAGAAGAUUCGAGUAAUGUUGCGGGUACCAGCGCUUCUUCCGUUGCUACAUUAAACAAUAGCGAAGGAUUUGCUGAAGUGGACAUAGAAGAAGACGCGCAAGACAGUAUUGUAGUAACAUCUACGGCUGCCUCCACAUCAAAGUCUAAUGGCUUCUUGCCGUCCCUUUUGGAAUCUGACGACAGUGAAUUGGAAGAGUUUCUGGACGAUAUAUUAGAACGCGGAAGAAACAUGUUAAAGAAGGGUAGUACGGUAUCGAAGAUCCUGACUUCGGCUAUUACUGGCAGUAUCUCUUUGGCGAUGGAUGCACGAUUGGAAUAUGGAGUCGAAAUGGGUGUAGAAAUAUCAUUGAGGAUAUUGUCCACAGUUGGCAUGUACAAUCUACCUCACAGUAUAAAUGCACCAAUACACAUGCCUAUGGAAUCAAAUCGUCCUGGUCAACAAUCAUCCAUGCCGAAAACCGAUGCGGAUUGGGGUGAUAGAAGUCAGGAAACCUGGAAUUCUUCUGAUCCUACCCCUUCGAGUUUUUCAAUGUUAACGAAAUGUUUUGAUAAAAUGUUCACGGAUUUAUACUUGCAGCAGAAUAAUGGUAUGAAUCUGGAACUCGUUCUGCAACUUUGGUUAACACUGAACAUGGAUACUCCUAACGAACAUUCACACUCUUCUUCUCAAUUUGAUUCUUCUCUGACACCCGUAAUUCCGUUAAGUUUAGCAGCCAUUAGUAACCUUAUAUCUGCACUUUCUUGGCAUUCCGGGAUUUCUUUACGUGCUUGGUGUCUUGGUUUACAAUGUUUAACUAUCGUCUGCAACCAAUCGUUGCAAAGAUAUCAAGGUUUAGAUGGCUUCGCGACUAGCGGUUUUUGUGUGGCUAGUUGCAUUGUUAAAGAACAUAAUACUGGUCCCAUGUUGUUACGUCUACUUUCCGGGAAUGGAUUGAAUGUUAGUACCAUGGAUGAACAAUAUAUUAUGGCUGGGCCUACAGUCUGCCAAGCGUUGCACGAUUUUCUCCUUAGACUGGAAGUAAUGUGCGACGUCAUUACACCGGAUAGUUUCUUAGGUAAUUCCCUGAAGGAUCUGCUGUUAUGGGUAGUGUAUCAACUCGUGCAGCCGGGUGGAGCUCUUAUAACAAGAAGAGGACCUUUGGAUGUUCAAUGCAAGCUAUUAACGUCCGUAGUUAAUCUAAAUUAUGUUAAUGCCGAUUUAAACAUCGCCAUGAACAUAUCCGAAUGUGUUGGCGUAUUGGUUUCAACUUAUGUCAGAGGAUCCGGAGUUGGUGCGGAAUGUGGGGGAGCACUCGCUUUACCCAACCAAUCUGUUGGUUCCGGUGGUUUUGGCGGUCUAUUUGCUUGCGUACUCGGUGGCGAUACGAGACAAGGUCGCCCAGCGUCGUGGGAUACUUUGAUAGUGACUCUCGUUAAAUUAGUGUGUGUGUUUAUUCAAACUCCACUACCAGGCUCUCGUGAAAAUUGCACGGAGAAGCCUGCAGAGGAGGAACUAUCGGAGGCAACCUCGGAUCCCAGAGCUAGCACGAACGAACCACAAGUGCAAAUAAACAUUUCGCAAACAGAUGAAAGCAAAGUUGCGGAACAACAAACCUCGUUUCGUCUGCAACAGCCAACAACUAGUAAAUCUUGCGUACCUUGCCUCGCCGAUACUGUUUUGCAGCACGAGCCGACUAUGAUGCGUUUACUGAGUACUCUUGGUCAUAUUACGGGGUCCUCGUUAGCUAUGCUCCUAGGUGGAAGCUCGAGCACUGUGUCUACCACUGAACUCCGAGAUCCAGCCUCAAUACCAGAUGCGAUAUUCCUUCUUCUGACAAUUUUAACGAAGAAGGCUAGCAAUCCGACUCUGGUUCUCAAGCCUUUUUACCACUAUCUUUCCUCGUCAUGUGGAGAGACUGAGCUGGAUCGCCAAUUAGGAGUUAUGCAGUUGUCUGAGCCUCUUCUUUGGUAUAUUUUGAGAGUGUUGGACAACGUAUCAUCGUUAUCCAUCUUCACCGAGAUGGGCGGUGUGAAGGUAGUCUGUCAGAAUCUCGUGAAAUCUAGCAACAGUGGUGCCGCUAGUGCUUCCGCCUCAGGUGGAGUAAUUGCUCUCGUCAUGGAACAUUUGUCCAACGCACCCAACGUAAUGCCGAUAACGACUAGUAGCAGUAGCAGCAGCAGUAAGAAGGCUGUCAGUUCAUUGGAAUCAAACUCUGACGGAUUGCUGAACUUUGCUCCGCUCGGCACAAUCUCCUGCGCUACCGCGCAACCUCCAGAUGUCCUCAUACAGAACACCACACCUCACAAACGUGCGAGAACACCCGCGUGGUCAUAUCACUAUUACCCUGAUGAGAAAUGGGUUGACCUCACAAUCACUUUGCCGUGCGCUAUCUUGCUCAGGCAGGUGGAACUGCAGCCACAUCACUCGGCAUUAUCCACGUGUCCCUCAGCCGUGGCUCUUGAAAUAUCUAGAGAAAACAACAGUCCGGUGAUGCCUGUUUGUCCACCGAUGCCGACGGCAGGCUUAACAUACAUACGUCUUACGUUGUCUCAACCAGAAGUCGUGACUUCCGUAUUGGUGCGCUUAUACAAGCCGCGCGACUCGACGAACGUAAGCCUCAGUCAAAUUAAACUGAUGGGAACUACUGCGUUUGGUGAGAAUAAAACGAGCUUUGACAUGAUAGAUGAAGAACAACUGACAAAGACUAGCUUGGGGUGGCUGCGAUUACUGCAUCAAUGUUUAUCGGUAAGCACAUUGAACAGUAAUUUAGCUACCGAGGUGCUUAAUUCCGCCGCUUCGGUCGAAGGCCUGGUCGAAGCAUGCUGCAAUCUCCUGUUACUCCCAGCACCAUCUCUCUUUACUGCCAACCUGGAAAGGGUUCUAUUACAACUUGGUUUACACUCUCGUGAGCUUGGACUCCAUCUCAUUGGUCUCUUACUCAACAACAGGUCUACUCCUUUCUUCCAAGGGGCUGUGACAUCCCGAAAAACAUCUGUUGUACAGUUAGUCGUGGAAUUGCUUCAGCAACUCUGUUCCAUUAGAGAUUCUAGCACUGAAGCUCGUAUGAAAGCCGUUCUCGGUUGGCUGCAGACGUCAGCUACGAAUGGAGUAUUUCAUACGAAUAGCAAUCCUAAUUCCGUCAACCCGUCAGCUGUAUAUAUUCACUGUGUAUCUUCGAUCAUCUGGAAGACUCAUCAACAACAAAACCAUAAUUAUGAUCUACAGGUGCUGCUGACGGACGAUCUGUUUAACUCACUGUACCAAUGGACUCUCACUCUCGGCAAGAAUUUUGUCUUGAAACAGGCAAUUGACUCGGUUCUCUGCGCUUUUUGCUACGUGAGGCCAUCGCUGUUUCCUUUGCUUUUGCAACGAGUACGAAUCUUGGUCCCAAAUCUUGCGACGGAUCAUUCCGCGUCAAUAUCCGACGAUCGUAAAAAAAGUGAAGGGCAAACGGAUGAUAAAAAAAGCGAAAUCAACGCCGAGGAAUGGUAUUGCCGCUUUGUAUUGCUGGAGUACAAACGAUUACGUUUGACGGAGGGUCAAUUACUGACCGUUGCUGCGGCGGCGCGCUCUCCACCUGGCAUUCAGCAAUUAAUCGACUCUGGUUUCCCAGCGCUGCUAACAGCAUUGAUCACAGAUUUCUGCAAUUUGGAGAAAUCCAAACAACACCAACGGACCACAAUGGCAUCGGGUGAUAGCAACGAGAAUAAUACAACUGAAAAUGUCCGUUUUUCGGAUAAUGACGAUCUAUGUAUGAUGCGACCGGACAGCAUAGCGAUGGUGAUUGAAUUCUUAAUGCUCGUGUGUUCGGAAGGCAGGAUGCGAGACUGGCUUGGUAAAGAAGGCCGUGGUUUCUGGUUACCUCUUUUAUCACUUCUCAGCAAUCGUCCCAUUGAAAACUCGUCAGCAUCUGCAUCAAGGUGUUCAAAAAUAAGCGCGUCUUAUACAUCGCUGGAGAGCGCUAUAAUCAAAUUCUUGUCAAGAUGUUGCUGGUGUCAUCAGGCCAACCAGAAAUUGCUGGCUGAACUUUUGACCGAAGUCGUUUCUCAGCAGCGAAUGACUUCGAAUGUACGAUAUCUUCAUGGUAUUUCCGGAUUCACUCGGAGACUGAUUCUGCAAUUGCUCUUGGAAGGAGAGAAAGUAUUAGUUUCGGUGACUUCAGAAGCUCCUAUGAAAGUUAUAGCAGGAACGACGAAUUACAAUAUGCCGUCCAUGUCACCUCAUCCUGCUCAUCCGUUUGGUCAUUAUCAUCAACUGUUAUACAUGCCGACUCAAGCUACGGUAGCGGAUAUAUUACGUAAAGUAUCAGGAACUUGGUUUCUUCUAUUACUUCCAAAUACGUAUAAAGGUAACGAAGCAAGUUCCAGUGAAAAUAACCGUGUCGGUGAACCGGUUUGGCAACCCCCGAUGGAGUUGAUGGUAGAUACGCUCAGCGUGGCCGCUGGAAAUACGGCGAAAGACAAGCGGGCUAAAGAGGCGUCGAAUAGAUCUCAAGCUCGUGGUCCUAUCGUGCGAAAACCGCGUUUAAAUUCUGAUGGAACGCCGAUUACGAGCAAACCUACGACCAGCAAUGGACAAGUUCCAGUGGCGAAUCAAACCAAUACGACAAAUCAACAGUAUCUCAUACAUUCAUCUCGUCCCAACACACCUUUACCUCUUCAGCUUACGAUUGCGCAACUACUGGCAAUCGCCGAAGACAGCGGUGUAUCGUUGUCGGAACCAUAUUUACAUUUGAUCUUGCGUCAACGUAACAAGGAUUCUAAAGAGGACAUAACGAAACAAAACGACAGCGAAUUGCUGAACUAUAGGAGCAUCGAAAGUUCGCUAGGUGUGUUUAGCGCUGGCGGUGGAUUGGCGGUCUUGGCACGCCAUUUACCGCUCGUAUAUCCUGACUCCGGUAGACCGUUAUCCUUCGUAGAGAAGUCACCGUCGCCGGAACAAACAGAUGCCGACUGGGUGAAACUAGAGACUAACGAUGAUAUCUAUGAAGCCUUGGAAGAAGGUAGAACGUACACUUCUUCGCCGAAAACAUCGACGCCACCACCAUACGUGCCGCCACAUUCUCUCGCCGCUUUCGGUUUGUUCCUCCGAUUACCGGGUUACGCUGAAGUGCUACUGAGAGACAAGAAGCGAGCACAAUGUCUACUGCGACUCGCCCUUGGGGUUUCCGACGAUGGAGAAGGUGGCGAGGUAUUAUCCUCACCUUUGGCUGCCUCUUUACCGACCCUGCCGUUCCAAGUUCUCAAGCAACUGUUGGAUGCUACUCCGCCGACCACCGACGAUGGACUGCUUCUACGAAGAACGACUAUAGAGGUGGGAGCUAUGUUAUUGUUGUUGAAUUGCUUGGCGAUAUUCACGCACCAGACCGGCCAAAAUGAGCCUACUGAGCAGAGAACUGGACAGAGCAGCAGUAGUAGCGGCGUUAGCGGGGGCGGCGGAAUGCGCAACGACGAUAAUUCCCACUUAUAUUGGGCUAAGGGCACUGGCUUCGGUACUGGAUCUACGCAACAAUCGUGGAACGUGGAGCAAGCACUGCUGCGACAGCGAUGCGAAGACGAACACGUGACAGUAUUGUUGCAAGUUCUUGCAAGCUACAUCGGUUCGGGAGGCGGACAGCCUCAGCGAGAGUUACCCGCAGGAUUCCCCGACUUGCUAGCUCGUUCCUGUUUAUUACCGGCGUUAUCUUCAUAUCUGCGUAACGACUCUGUUCUCGAUAUGGCUAGACAUAUUCCCUUAUAUCGAGCGGUCCUGCAGUUGCUUAGGGCAAUGGCGCUAUCUACCCAAUUGGCGCCGCUUUUGUUGCCGCGAGGUGGCAGAUCCGGCGAACCAUCUGUGGUAUCUCUUCUGUCGAGUAUGAAAGUGUGCGUGGAUACAUACAUGCACAAAAUCAAUCGUACCAGGGGUAACAAGUCGAAGAGCGUUUCCAAAUAUCCGGACGACAGCGAGCAAGACGAAGGUUUAGCCACGUUGAUUCCCGACAUUCAGGAGAGCGCGACCAUAGUACAGAACGCCACGUGCAGAUUGUCCGGUAUCGGCGAAGAAUUACCUGGUCCGAGUCCGAUCGCGCCGGAGUUACCGUUGCGCUCCAUAGAGCAUCGUUAUCUAGAAGUGAUGAAAAAUCUACAAUUCGAUACUUAUGAAAUGAUCACCGAGAACCCAGAUGGUGGAGGCUACAAAUUCGCGGUUUCGUAUCAUUUCGAAUCGAAUAUGAGGGCCGCUGGUGAAAGGAGCCAUCCGACGCGAGUGAAGAGAUUAGCCCAGGAAGCUGUCACCCUCUCGACAGCGUUGCCUUUGUCCUACAGCAGUAGUGUGUUUGUGAGAUGCGACGCAGACAGAUUGGAUGUUAUGAAGGUACUCAUAACAGGGCCGGCAGAAACGCCGUACGCAAACGGCUGUUUUGAAUUUGAUGUGUACUUCCCUCCUGAUUAUCCUAAUAGUCCAAUGUUGAUAAACCUAGAAACAACUGGCCGUCACACUGUGCGCUUUAAUCCGAAUUUAUACAAUGACGGAAAGGUCUGUCUCAGCGUACUCAACACGUGGCACGGUCGGCCCGAGGAGAAAUGGAAUGCACACACUAGUAGUUUCCUUCAGGUUUUAGUAUCAAUACAGUCACUAAUCCUGGUAUCCGAACCCUACUUCAAUGAGCCUGGGUAUGAACGUUCGCGAGGCACAUCGAGCGGUGCUCAGUCUAGUCAAGAAUAUAAUGCGAAUAUUUGUCAGGCUACUGCUAAGUGGGCGAUGCUAGAUCAAAUACGCAACCCUUGCCCGUGCUUUAAGGAAGUGAUACAUACUCACUUCUGGAUGAAGAGGCACGAAAUCGUAGCACAACUAGAAGGCUGGAUAAGAGAUAUGGAGAUGCAUGGGUCAGAUCGUAGGUCGGGUCGAAGUAUUUCUCUGAACGCAUUAUCACUGAGAAGACACUACAGGCUGUUGAGGGAGGAAUUGAAUAAACUGCCAACACCCGAAGGAUUAGAAGACCUGGCCGAGCCUCUUCUGUCGCCAGGUUCGCCCAUCGAACUGUCAGGAACUCCAGGCACAACACCGAAUACGCCGUCGACGGUCGCAGCAUCUGCAACUGCUACCACCUCCUCCACCAUUAUCACCACCAUCAACAACAGCAGCAGCAAUACAACUAUCACCACUACUACUACCACCAUUACUACCACCACCACUACUACUACUAUCACCACCGCCACUACUACCGCCACCACCAUCAUCACUACAGUGGCUACUCCCAUCAUUAGUACUAUGGUACCGAUCAAUAGCAGUACGAGUAGUCAUGUGCAUCACGACAUUGACACGGAUGUCGAGAUGGAAAAGAUGGUUUCGAAAGUGUGUGAAUAGCUAAAGGAUGUUAAUAGACAUUGUUGGUCAUUUUGAAAA